UUCAGUGGUCAAGUCUUCAAAGGCUUUCUGAGCAGUGGAAGUUUUUGCAUCUGGAAAGCUCUCCUGAGCUACAGUCUUCAGUGCCAAAAUUGGUCUGUGAAGGCAGUUCAUUUUGUGAAACCCAACCCUACUGCACUUGAAAAGAACAGCAAGCACAGAAGGACAACAACUCACCCGUACUCUUAAUUGAUCUGGUAUUUCUACAAGACAGCUGGAUGGGGAAGAACAGUUCAGCUCUCUGUCUGCUUUGAUUGUGCCUCCCUUCCAGGCUGACUAACUACACUGAGCCACGCUAGGACACUAACUUCUACCAUACAUAGAUUCCCACAGAAGAACGGAACAAUCCCACGGGACAAAUGUCAGCUUUCAACAUACGAAAACAGUCUCCUAAUCAAGGCGAUAAGAAGAGCCCCUCUGUUGCAAUUAAAAGCAGACAACAGGCUACUCAUGAUAUUAAUAAACGACGGACCCUUUUGCAAGAUAACAGCUGGAUAAAGAAGAGGCCUGAGGAGGAAAGUGCUGAUGAAAACUAUGGAAGGGCAGUGCUUAACCAAUACAAAUCCCAAGAUAGCCUACACAGCAGUAGCACAAGUGAAAAGGAAGAUCAGAAAGCUGUUCUUGGACGAUACAGGUCUGAUACCACCUUGGACAGAAUUCCAGCUGGAAGUGAUACUGAUAAAAUAAAUAAAUCCCCAACUCUGAACCAUAAGCAAAACAACAGACAAUCUUGGACUCCUAAUGCAGCAUCCACAACCACUGCAGUCACUUCUCCAGUCAAGAAAAAGAGGCAAUCUUGGAUGCCUCCCCCAGUUUCGAGUAGUAAGACUUCGACAGAAAAAGUGGAAAGCAAAGGAACCACUUCAGAAAAUUCAGAGGCUCCAACAACGGCUGCCCCUUCAUUAGACCAGGUGACCCCUCAGAAAUUAGAGACUGAUGUGGACGAUCAAGCUACAGCAAGGAACCAAGACCUCAAUAACCUCAGCAAGGCGAAUUCAAGUUCUUUCACAAGUGACAAGGAAGGAAAAGACCUUUCAGAUUUGACUGAAAAAAAUACUGCUGAUCAGAAAAAUAAGAGAGAUGAGGACCUUGGGGAUCACACUGAAGUAAAGUCUGCUGAUGACCAAAGUAAAAAGCGGAUAAUUGAGAAAGCAUAUGAAAAUCCUCCAAGGGCUCCAAAUAAUCUCCCAGAAAUAAACUACUCUAGUGACAGUGAAAGAAAGACCAGCAAAUCAUCACUUGGUGCCUAUGAAGAAAAUAUAACUGGAAAUACUAUCAAAACUGUUUAUUCUACUUCUGAUCGGAGUAUAAUUGGAAAAGAUAUCUGUACAUACUGCAGGAAGCCCUUGGGCAUAGAUGCCAAAAUGAUCUUAGAUGCCUUGCAAAUUUACUGUCAUUCGACUUGCUUCAAGUGUGAAGUAUGUAGGAGACCUCUGGAAGAUCUAAAAGCAGGAGACAGCAUUUGGAUUUACAAACAAACUGUGCACUGUGAGCCUUGUUAUUCCAAAGUUAAAGAAAAAUGGAUCUACUAAUUUUGACAUACAGAACAUAUGAUGAAGAAAAUACUAUUGUUUAGUUAACUGUAUUGGCCUGUUAAUUCAAAACACUGGGAAAUUAUUCAUUUUUACUGCUGGGAAUUCUCUGAAUGAAGUCCUACUGCAUGGUUCUUAAAAGAAUUAUUUUAAUGAGAAUUUAGCUGCAUUUUCAUACACACAUUGCAGGAAUCAAAACAAGAUAUUGGUCAAUGUAUUUAUCAGAUCUGUGAAACCACUAAAUUUUAUGUAAAAUCAAUGAUAAUUUAUUGAAAUUUUCUGAAUGCCAGGACAUUCCUACAUAUUUGUUUUGAAGGGGCUGUAUUCUCUUUUCCUCUAAUAUAAAGACCUGUUUGCUUAAUACAGCAUGAAUGGUAAUCUCCUCAUCAAGAUUAGCCAUUGAGAAGUCAGUUACUCAGUUUAAACUACUGUUUUUCAUGUAGAGGGAAGUGGGUUCAUAUUGCACCUUCAGUUCAAGGGGAGACAUCAAACUCCAGAAAAAGGUUCUUCCCAAAUAACUUAAAUUAUAAGUUUGAGACAGAACAAAUGAUUUUUGGAAAAUGCAUCUCUACUACUGCAAAAGGAAUCUGGACAAAAAUUGCUAGAGGGUUUUAAGAACUACCCCACUCCAUUUAGUAGUUUAAGAACUACCCCACUUGCAAUUCUGGUAACUAUUUAAUUACCAUUUUUUAAGAAGUGCAUACUUAAUAGUUGCCAUGAAAUAAUGAAAUACCUACGUUGCAUGACAGUAUGUUGUUGUAUUUAUCUUUCCUAGUUUUAUUAAACUGACUAUUGAAACACUUUGGAUGGAUUAAUCUUGCCUAAAUUUAUACAUCUACAGUGUAGAUUUCUGUUUCUGAGUUACUUGAUCUAUUCUACUUUAUAUAGAGAAGCAGAUAUUUGUAGAAAGCAAUUCAGUUGGUCAGAUUGCAAACAUCUAUUUUACUGUGACAUUAACCAAUGUACAUAUUUACUUCCAUGGUUUGCAAAGAAACCUGGAAUGAACAGCUCUAGAUUUCUAGACAUCUACACCGUGUCAGUUGCACUCCUUCCUUUGAGACUACAGUGAAACCUUUUUUUUUUCCUUUUGGAGAGAAUAUAAGUAUUGAAACUGAAAGAAGAAUUAAUGCUUUGUUAUAAUAUGUUGCCUAAAAUAAUCAAUAGUUCAGUAGCUUACUGGACAGAAAAAGGUAUUGACUACUGUCAUGAGAUGCUUUAGAUUAUGGUUUAUUCAGAACUGAUUUUUCUACCUUACAUCUCAGUUUAAAUGGACUUCCUGGACAUGACAAAGACAAAGUUAGUGUUUGAAGGCUGCUGGACCUAGGCGAGAGCUUAAAAGCAUGCUAAGUAUUAAAGCCAUAGGUUAAUAAUAGACUGGUGAGUGGCUGUCCCAGUCAAACUCUCUCUCCUUGACUGCACAUUUCGUAGGGGAGGCAGGAUGUAUGGAUGUCUGUGUAAUUUAAACCACUCGGCCUGCAGCUGAGUAAGGAUGUUGUCUGGCGUAAAGGAUGUUCAGACUGAUUAUGCAAUGGAGACAUGAGACAGCAGAUACUUUGUUUUGUUAAUGUUAUUAAUAUCUUAUGAAUUAAUGUCAGUAACUCUAAUAAAUCUUUAGUUAUUGAUA
Vidua macroura (Pin-tailed whydah) is the source of this 3153-nucleotide messenger RNA. It is a transcript of the gene SCEL, whose product is annotated as sciellin. The transcript has 20 exons. Gene Ontology annotation, cellular component: cytoplasm. Lineage: Eukaryota; Metazoa; Chordata; Aves; Passeriformes; Viduidae. Bases 357 to 1529 code for a protein of 390 amino acids. The record is from RefSeq and is a predicted model, not a curated record. Gene Ontology annotation, biological process: epidermis development.